Ylistrum balloti is the source of this 4050-nucleotide messenger RNA. RefSeq names its product beta carbonic anhydrase 1-like. Gene Ontology annotation, molecular function: carbonate dehydratase activity; zinc ion binding. The record is from RefSeq and is a predicted model, not a curated record. The transcript is spliced from 4 exons. The coding region runs from base 160 to 948 and encodes 262 amino acids. NCBI's taxonomy places the organism in Eukaryota, Metazoa, Mollusca, Bivalvia, Pectinida, Pectinidae.
UUUCGUAGUUUUUACAUGAGUUAUAAUCUGACAAUACAUUAAAAAGACGUGUGACACAACACAGUUGCAACCGGAUGCUGGGUAUCCAUGGGUGAUGUACGCAUAGUAGAUUAGGUUAACUAGUUUCAGCUGUUACACCCCACGUUCCCGUAGACCAAGAUGCCGGGUAUAGAGAAAUUACUUAUGGGAAUAUUACGGUACAGAGUCAAUACAAGAUGGAAGCUUCUAGAACAAUUUCAGCGCGUGAAGAACAAUCCAGAGCCAACAUCAGUCUUUUUCACCUGCAUAGACAGUCGAGUGCUGGCUACAAAGUUUAUGGACAGUCAAGUUGGUGAUAACUUUGUGGUGCGUAGUGCAGGUAACCUGAUUCCUCAUGCUUGUAACUUCAGCUAUGAGACUGCAACAACAGAAGCUGGAGCUUUAGAGCUGGGAUGUAUCGUGAAUGGUGUUAAACAUGUAGUUGUUUGUGGACACUCAGAUUGUAAGGCCAUGAAUCUACUGUAUUCAAUGCGUAAUGAAGUCCACAUCAAAGAAGGAGGGCCAUUACAACUGUGGAUGAAACGACAUGGCACAGCGAGUCUUGAGAAAUUUAAACUGCUUACACCAGAAAAUGAGUACAAAGGACCAGUACCAUACCAGACAGCUCGCAAGUUUGAAGCUUACAUUGAUCCUGAAAACCGCUUUAAUUUAGAGGAUAAGUUAUCACAGGUAAACUGUCUGCAACAGCUACAGAACAUUGCCAGUUACCCGUUCCUGAAGGACUUGAUCACGCGUCAAGAGGUGAAGCUACAUGCCAUGUGGUUUGACAUUUAUACUGGUGAAGUUUUCAUGUUCAGUCGUACACAGCAGAAGUUCAUAGAGAUUAAUGACCAAAACAUUAACCACCUUCUUCAUGAUGCCUACCGUAAAGUUGAAACCAUUCCAUUAGCUGAACAGAGACGAAAGUAAUAACCAGCACUGCUGCUUGUUUCAGGAUCAAGCUGUCAUCUUAACUUGUAUGUAUAUGACAAGCACUGAUGUUUCCUGUUUAUGUGAAAUAAGCAAAUAGAUGACAUACAUUUGAUAAUGUAGAUAUUUAUGAUAAUUUCUUUAAUGUGUUUCUCUGAAUAUUAUUUAUUUGUUUUAAAUACAAUCUUGUAUCAUAGACUUUGAAAAGAGCUAUCCAUACUACUGUUACCCAAUGCUAUCUGGAGACAGACUAAUAUUCUUUCAAUAUCAGAUUAAUAUUUUAUAUUCAGAUUGGUGAGAUUUGAACCCAGCACACCAGAGUCCAAACACUGUUUGAAAUUAAUUUCAGAUAUAAGGAAAAAAUCUGGAUCUUCGAUACUUCAACAUUGUAUGUUACAGUAGUAUUUAAUAUGAUAAUGAGAGUCUCAGUUUAAGAGUAACUUCACUUAUUUUACUGGAACAGUAUCCCACAGACUGAUCUCUUGGUCUUAGAUUAGUGUUACAUCUCAUUGUAUCACUCAAUUUUCCAAGACUUAAUUUGCUAGCCUGACAUAUUGAAUGCCAACCCUAACUAACUCAAUUUCUCUAUGACCUAAUCAGUUGCUCCAAGAGUAAGAUUUCAAACCUUAAACUUCACUUGAACAAUUUUCACAGACCUACCGGUUAUCCCCAGAUUUAGAGCUCCCCCUUUACUUAGAUGACAUCCCUUAUUACUAUACUGGAACAAUUAUCCACAGAACAAUUAAACUAAGCUCAGAUUUAGACAUCACAUAAUUUCACAAAGGUUUCCCCACAACAAGAAAUCUCAUGACUUGAGAUUUGGAUUAUCUCCCCUUAUUUCAAUUAAAGAAUUUCACACCGAAGAAAUUUCCUUGCCUCAGAUUUAGACAAUCUAUGGGACUUUGAAUUGUUUCGGGAUGAUUAAACGCACCACAACAGGUCUUAGAAACAUAAAAGGGAAAGCCAAAGAGCUUACAGUAUCUGUUAAAUAAUAAUAUAGAACAUUCUGUAUUGGUAAAACGGUGUUUUAAAAUGUUGUAAAGAUGUCCUGGAAAAUUAAAGUUCACUUACCAUGUGUCAUGUAGAGUAGUAUUUAUUGUAGGAUUUUUUUUCUUGUGAGUCUAGAACACUUAUUCCAAAAUUUUAAUGAGACCAGUUACAAAAACAUAUAGUGAGUUUUGAAUAUUUGAGUAAGUCCCAAAGGAAAAGCAGAAUCCAGGACUAACAGAUAUUUCAGUCCCAAAAAUCUCUUCAGAGUUUCUAAAAACUAGGAAGAGUCAGUCAGCUUCCUACAGACACAAGCACAGCUGACCCUUCAAACUACAUCUAGCAUUAUCUCCAACGUCAGCCUAGGUUCCAGUCUGUGUCCACUUUAAUAUUCAAUCUCCAAAUACUUCCAACGGUUUAAGGGAAAUUGGCCAGUACCUUGUUGUCUCAGUUUUAGAUAACAUAUGUACCUCCCACAACUUCACUUGAAUGAUUUCUUGCAAACCUGUUGAUGUGUUUUGCCUUGGAUCCUAUCUGACAUGAUUCAGAUGAAUUAUAGACAAUCUUCACUGAUACCAAAGUGGCAUAUAGUUCAGAUGGAUAUCUUCCUGGUAUCAAUAACAUGUUUGAUAAGUCUACCUCAAGUCUUAGAAUCAUUUAUACAUAAAAGCAAUGAACAACCGACACAUACAAAGUUUACUGGUAAUGUGUCCAAAAUCUGUGUUUUAUUUUCUAAAAUACUCUUGUGUUCAUAGUCACACAUGUAUUGAUAACAGUGAUGCCAAUCCAUACUGUAUUAUCUGAGGUAUAUUAUGUGGUACUGUAUUAGACCCAUUAAGCACCCAGGGUGUUAAAAUCUACAAUUGGAGGGGGACUUAAUAUACGAAGCACUCUUAUUUGACAAAAUCAGAUUCAUUCAUAUGGUGCAUUUUUUCAUUAAGAAUGGCGGUAAAAUCAUUCUUGUAAUGAUUUGAUAGCCAGUGAUGUGAUAGUGAGUAUUCUUCUAUUGUUGGGAGACUAGAUUCACUUAAAACAGGUUGAAAACUUUCUCAGUUACACAUGAUAGUGAGUACCAAAACGGACCAGAAUGUUGUGUUUACAUUAUGUGAUGGUUUUAGAGUGUUACAAUGUUAAACAAUCCUAACUUAUCUGCUAAAUCUGACCAUAAUUAUGAUUGAUAUAUUAUCACAUAUACACUAACAGAUAGCUGACCAAAUUUUUAACCUGCAAUUAAGUUUAGUUUUAGCAGAUUAAAUCCUUCCCACAUGUUACAAUGUACAACUGUUUAACAGUGGCCAUUUGUAAUGUACUGCCACGCUAUAAAGUAUUUGUACAAUAACAACAGCAGCAUUACAAUUGUGAGGUGAAUUACUGUCUUGGUCCAUUGAAUCUAUCAUGUGUUCCUUUCAAAUGAUUUAAGUUUUGAUAAAGUAUGAUAGUUGGUGUUUGGUUCUCUAUAAAACUGAAUUAUAUAUCCCUUUUAUUAUGAAGCACUAUUAGUAGCUAAUUUGAAUAAAAAGAUGAUACUGGGUGUAGGAUUUCAAAGUUCUGAUAAUUUUGCACGAGUUGAAUUUGCAUACACAAAAAUAUAACUUGGUACACAUGAAAAUUGCAUAAUGAUUUGUUUAUUAGUAUCAAAUGAUAUUUACACUGUAGUUGUGACUAUUCCUGCACAUACCUGUUUUGUGCCUGUGUAAAAUGUUCAUCUUUAUAUAAAAAUAGAAACGUCUUGGGUAUUUUUUCAACAUCUUAUCUUAAUACUUUCGUGUAAACCUGAUAAAAUAAGCCUCUAGUUUUGAAAUGUACCUGCUGAUAAAAAGGAAACAUGAUAUAACAUAUGCAUUGUGUUAAUUACAACUUAAUUCUUAAGCCAAGAAAAUUGAUUGCAAUAUGUUACAGGAAUAUACUACUUAGUAAUGUUUGAUCUAGGUAGAGUUCAUGUCUGUAGUUUACAUCUGUAAAGUUUCAAUUCUUUCAAUUUAUUGUUGAUGCAAUAUACUGUAUACCCAGAACUAUUCUCAUUAACGUUUCCAAUUUAAUGAAAAGUGCAUGAUCUGCAUUCUCAUCUCAUAGGGGAGGUGUAAAGUUAGUGAAAACGACUGUUGGUUUGAUCAC